Molecule: messenger RNA, 871 nt
Organism: Clarias gariepinus (North African catfish)
Lineage: Eukaryota; Metazoa; Chordata; Actinopteri; Siluriformes; Clariidae
Gene: lrrc18b
Product: leucine rich repeat containing 18b
Exons: 1
Coding region: 1-768 (255 amino acids)
Molecular function (GO): protein binding
Source: RefSeq, a predicted model, not a curated record
AUGGCAAAGGGUAAAAAGAAGUCGCACGAACCCAAAGGCCGAAAAAUCACGCUUAAGAUGGCCAAGAAUGCUGUAAAGCUGACAGUUGAUGGCAAGCGACGUUUAGACCUCAGCAACAUGGGGAUCACCACUUUCCCUAAGUGCAUCCUUAAACUAUGUGAUGUUGAUGAACUGGACCUGAGCCGCAACAUGCUAAAGAAAAUUCCGGACACGAUCAACAAGUUCAUCAACCUGCGUCUGUUAGACCUGCACAGCAACCAUCUGGAGCAGCUCCCAGAGAGCGUUGGUCACCUGCAGAAGCUCCAGGACCUUAAUGUGUGUAACAACAUGCUAACCACCUACGGGAUCCCACAUACACUGGGCAUCCUUAGGAAUCUGAAGAAACUCAACCUGGGCAUGAACCACAUGGAGACGGUUCCACCUUGCAUUGCAGGACUGAAAGAGCUUUGUGAGCUUGGGCUCUUUAACAAUCUUCUGACUCAGAUACCCCUUUGGCUUCAAAAUUUACCCAACCUUAACAGGCUCAAUGUCAAGUGCAACCCACUACCUUUAGAAAAUCCACCAAAACUGGACCCUAUUCAAAGGGUAGAAUGUCUCUACUUGGUCAGGAAGAACUGCCUCUGUAAUGAAUGCCUCAAGAACUGUACGGAAGAGAGAGACAGGCUGGACAAAAGACUCAGUGGAAGCUCAGUACAGAGAAAAACCAUCAUCGCUGGGUUAAUUAUGACUAACGCCACAGGGCAGGCUGAUGAAGCAGUGCACAGAUAAAGGCAAUGCAUAGAAAGCAUACUAAAUAUAUCAAUGAACAUAAUUAAAUAAUUAUUAUACAAAACAUUUUUGGUCAGAAUGUGAUGAUAAAAUGUAUAGAGUA